UCGUCGCAUCUAAGGGACUUCCGGGAUUCCCUGGCAGCGGCGGCGGCGGCGGCGGAGGCGGAGGCGGAGGCGGAGGCGGAAGCGGGGGCGGAGGUGGAGGCGGGCAGCGGGACGUGAAUAUAACGGAGUUGCAGCAGAAACUGAUCGCUGUUCCUUUCAGUGGAUCCCUGGUCCACGUGGCUUCCUCCCUGCACGCCCACAUGUCCAACGACCCCCCAUAUCCACAUGUUCCUUCCCCUCACGUCUGUGCCUCGUCGUCAAGUGUCCUCGCUGAGGUGUUUGCUGCGAAUGCGAGUCGCUCAGAUUUAGCUGCUUCCCCGUCCCAUGUCGCGUCGACUUGUUCGCCAGGAGAGGUGCACGGCACACUGUCUGGGGAGGUACAUGGCACACUGUCUGGAGCGAAUGUGGUUGGCAGCGCGGGCGACCGCGGGGCCUCGGGCAAAGUGACGUUUGUAAUAAUCAAAUCAGGAGCAGAUCUCAACAUCCGCUACCAAGUCACAGUCAGCCAGCUCAGCACGUCAGAGAAGCCCACGUCAGCAUCCCUCCACGUGGCAGCCGCCACAGCCAAUGGCCUAUCCAUCCUCAACCUCAACUCGUCCACGUGGAUCCCUGCUGGCACUGCUGACAAGGCGUGGGGCAACGUGGGAAAACUUUUUGGACGGGGGAAGGGGAAGGGAAAGGGGAAGGGGAAGGGUAAGGGGACGGGGACGGGCGCGGGGAAUGGAUUUGCGCUUCAGGGCGUGUUCAAGCAGGCGAGCAAGAAGAGGAUUCCGACCGGGGAGUCGCUGAAAUUACUGUUCUCGAUGAUCAUGCGG
Molecule: messenger RNA, 815 nt
Organism: Closterium sp. Naga37s-1
Lineage: Eukaryota; Viridiplantae; Streptophyta; Zygnematophyceae; Desmidiales; Closteriaceae
Source: the annotation of a GenBank genome assembly